This is a messenger RNA of Caenorhabditis sp. 36 PRJEB53466, 1104 nucleotides long. NCBI's taxonomy places the organism in Eukaryota, Metazoa, Nematoda, Chromadorea, Rhabditida, Rhabditidae. The record is from the annotation of a GenBank genome assembly.
AUGGUUUCCCUUUGAAAAUGAGCUUAACACAUUCAACAAUAAAACGAAUAAUUGGCGAAUGGGUCUCGAAACUCAACUUUUCGCUCCAAAAAGGUCGCCUGGAGAGCCGCUGGACUCAACUACGUUCGCUUCUCGCAAAUCGCCGCCCAGGUCACUCGUCAGUGCGCCAAGGUAGGCAAAAGCGCUCCAGCGCCAAAGUUUUAGCCUAGUUUUUCUUAGUCUCAGCUUUCUAGGCCAUGCAAGUUUGUAAAUCUGGAAAAGUACAAUAUGAAAAUGUUUUCAGGGAAGCGCCACCGCGAAGAAGACUCCGGCCACUCUGAAAACUUCGAACUGGGAGAACGGAAAGGCCGUCGGAAAGAAGGAAUAAACGUUUCCGUUUCGUUUCUCGAAAAUCCCCAUUUCUUGAAUAGAAAAAACAUGUUUUUGUAUGUCACUGCGCAGUUUUAACUCUCAAUAAAUUUUUAGAUCUGUUUUUUGCCGUAAAGUUGAUAUUUCGUGAACUUUUCACCGAAGAUAGACGUUUUGUUUUGAGUGAUGGGGCGGGGUGCUGUCAUUUUUCGCAUUUAAAACAAACAACCAAAGAAUGGGUUUGGUUAUAUCACUUGUUGCGCCGUUUUGUCUGAAAAUGUAGGUUCUUGUUGAAUACGCGACUUUAAGCGGGGAAUUUUUACGGGAAAACUUAAAACAGGGAACUUUUGAGCAGAAUUUGAACAUUUCUAACUUUUCAGUUAUUUUUUCCAGAAUUCCGACGAAGAUUCGCGUAUUCUGUUGGGUCCUGCCCCGAAAACUCGCACCAUCACUCAGACUUUCGAGUCUCGUGACGACGGAAUAAAGUACUUGUCGAAGCACGGACCGCCCACAGUUCUCGGCCCGACGCCCGGUGCAAAUCCGGCGCCGAGGAAUCCGAUUUCCGGCGUUCCGGACAUUCAUCCGCCCAGCGACACUGUAAAUAACUGAAGACAUUGGAUUAUUUCGGAAAUUCUUCGUUUUUAGGCGACAAAAGUGGCGGAAAGUUCGACGUACGACACUCUUCAGAUGAAUCCCGACGUCGAUUGGAGCAAGAAGACGAUGGCGGAGGCGCCGAUUGAUAAAAAGAGAAAAUAA